UCCUUCUCUCAACGUCUCGUCCCUUCCUAUUAAAGCGCGUUUCCAAAUUGUCCUGCCUGUUGAUCUUUUCAAAACCCACCUUCCAAGUUCAAAUACCACGACCACAAGCAAAAGCCGUUCGUAUCUUCGCAAGUUUGUGUAUAUAUAAGGGAGAGUUAUAUUGUGGGUGCUUGGAUUGUGGGAUCUUUUAUACUCGUGCUAUCUGUUGGUCUUCAUUUUCUUCAGUCAUAUCAUUUGUGAGGCAUGGCCUGCGCUGCUGGUUUGAUGGGCAAGAACGGGUCUUCUUGGAUUCAACUCAAGAAUAAUGAAAGGACGUUGAUGGAGAAGAGGAAGGCCUGUAAAAAUGGGGUUAAAAUCUCUUGCUCUUAUUCUUCUUCCGUUGCAGAUCCUUACAAGACUCUCAGAAUUCAUCGCAGUGCUUCUAAAUCUGAGGUCAAGAAGGCCUUUAGACAGCUCGCUUUGCAGUAUCACCCAGACGUAUGCAGAGGAAGCAAUUGCAAGGUGCAGUUUCAUGAAAUCAACGAAGCAUAUGAGAUUGUGAUGAGCAAUUUCAGAGGAGAAUCGAAUGGUCCGCAGAUGUACGAGUCGGAAGAGCAAAGGGUUGAUGAGCCGAUGAGAGGGAUGGAUGAUUCAGAUUGGGACUUGUGGGAAGAAUGGAUGGGAUGGGAAGGAGCGGGAAUCCGUGACUACUCAUCACAUAUCAACCCUUACGUUUGAUCAUCUCAACCCAGGGAUUGUGUCUGUAUAUUAUAUAUGAUGGAAGUGGGGCCUGAGUCAUUCCUUUUCUGUAUAUAUGUACCACAACAAAACAGAGAUGAUGGUUUUGGCCAUUGUACAGUCGAAAGAGUGACCUCAAGGUGUUCAUAAGAGAAUAUAACAUGAAAUUAAAGUAUAAAAGUUUCUCAUUCAUGUA
Molecule: messenger RNA, 913 nt
Organism: Eucalyptus grandis
Lineage: Eukaryota; Viridiplantae; Streptophyta; Magnoliopsida; Myrtales; Myrtaceae
Product: chaperone protein dnaJ 8, chloroplastic-like
Exons: 3
Coding region: 244-717 (157 amino acids)
Source: RefSeq, a predicted model, not a curated record